Molecule: messenger RNA, 2545 nt
Organism: Brassica napus (rape)
Lineage: Eukaryota; Viridiplantae; Streptophyta; Magnoliopsida; Brassicales; Brassicaceae
Product: F-box/LRR-repeat protein At3g58980
Exons: 3
Coding region: 965-2353 (462 amino acids)
Source: RefSeq, a predicted model, not a curated record
AAAAAAACAUGUUAAUGUAUUUAUAUAAAUCAGAAAAAAUUAUCACCAAAAUUUUAAAUUGGAUAAAAUGAAGAAAAAUAGUAGUUUAUAUAAUUUCAAAUUUGUAGUAAUAUUUUAAAACGUUACUUUUAUCUAGUUGUUAGUAUGCCCCUUUAAAAGGGUAUCACAACACGGUUUGAGUCCCGGAAUGUACAUAUUAUUUAUUUUUAUUUUUUUUAAAGAUAUAUAUACAUAUAUUGAUUGAUGCACGUUUUAAGAAGUUCAGACAUUUUUUCUUAAAUUAUAAUAAAGUUGAGGUUGGUUUUGGCACUGACCAUUUGUUCGGGUCCUAUUUGGCACGAUUGAGAGUGUUGGGGUCAAAAUUGGUACUUUUUCUCGUAUAUCAAAACGAUGUCGUUUUAUCUUGUUAAUGAUUGACUAACUUCUAUCAGAGUCAAUGUAGAUUUAAGCACGUUUUAAGAAGUUUGAGUAGUUUUUUCGAAUUAUAUUUGAAUUGAGGUCGUAUUCGGUACUGAUCAAUUGUUCGGGUCGUAUUUGGCACGACCUAAAUUCUUGGGGUCGAAAUUAACACUUUUCCCCUGUAUAAUGCGAUCUUUAGCAAAUUAAACUUAUAAUUUUUUGGUCCAAAAAAACCUUGUAAUUAUAUUAUAUAUAUGAUCAAACUAUCUGUGAUUUUGCUAAAACACCAAAAAAGAAAGAAAAGAACUUGAGCGGAGAUGAAGUUUCGAGAGGGCUUGGCAAAAAUCAAUAAACGUUGAUAAAACAAAUCCAAAACGCUGCGUUUAAUAACUUCCUCAUAAGUGAAGUGAGACACAAGUUCCCAUCAGUUAAGAUACAUCAAAGAAUCGCUUUCUUUCUCUCGUCACGCUCCCUCUCCCGCUCAAGGUUUCUCGAAAGAAGAGCUUCAUCUAUCUAUUCAUACGUCUCUACUUCGUCUUCAUCUUCUUGUAGAAUUCUUAGCGUCAUGUUUGAAGUACCCAACGGAACGCAUUGGUGCAAGAAGAUGGACCGAAUGAGUGGUCUAGCAGAUGAAACGCUGAACGUGAUCAUGGGCUUUAAUGGUGCAACGGAAGCUGCACGUGUGUUGACUCUUGCAAAAAGAUUCAGGAACCUACAUACCGUUGUAGGAUCACUCAACUUGGACGACAUAAAUGACUUUCAUGGUACGUUCUCCGAGUUUGUAAGUGAGAGAUUGGGUUUGCUGGAAGAUAAUCAAUUUGUAAGGAGGUUCUCGUUGAAGGCAAGAGCUAUUCUUGAUCCAGCUGACAUCGCACAGUGGUUACGUGAUGUGUUGAAGCGUGGGGUGGUGGAUGUUAGUUUACACAUUCAUGGUAAUAAUGGUGCUCCACUUCCCUUGGAGUUGUUCAAUAGCAGAAGUGUUGGUAUGCUUAGACUAGGGCGUCACUUGGUGAUCAGUGAAGUCCCCGCAACUGCUGCUCUACCCGCCCUUGAAACUCUUGUUCUCGACUCUGUCCGCUUCCAUGCCUUUGGUGAUUGUGCGUUUCAGGCGUUUCUGUCAGCUUGCCCUACGCUUAAAGAUCUAACAAUAAAUGGUUGGUUUUGGGAAACGUGGAGAUGGGGAGGGAUGUUGUCUAAUAAUUCUCUUCAACGACUUACUAUUACUCGUAGAAUGCAAAGUGGGUUUGAUGGCUUUGAUUAUCAGGAGAUAAGCUUCCAAACUCCAAGUCUCAGAUACCUAGACUACACCAACUUCGUUCCUGAUGCCUAUCCAGUGGUCAACUUGGAGUCACUUGAAGAAGCUAAAAUAGAUCUUCAGGUGGUGGAAGAUAGGGAAUGGUUUGGAGAACUUUUAGAGGAUCCUGACCAUCUAUCAAAUAAUCCCACAAACUUCAUUGAGGGGAUAAAGAAUGUAAAGUCCCUAACGUUGUCAUCUUCGUCUACUUUUCAGACGCUUUACUUCUUCCGUGAAUCAAUUCCCUUGUUUGAAAACCUGCAUCACUUAACUAUGAGACAUAGUGACAUGCGCAUUUGCUGGCGAUUUCUUCCCUUUUUGCUUAGCAAGACUCCAAAUCUCAAGACCCUUCACAUCGAGGGAGGUUUGCAUUACGCUCAAAAAUCUGAGUCACUUGAUUAUGUUUGCAAGUGUGUUUCCGAGUAUUCUUGUCUAUCGUCGUGUGCUGUGGAGUUCAUGGAUAUAAACCUGUGGGACGAUGGAGCUGAAGGAGAAAUGGAGCAAAUAAAGCACUUCUUAGGCAAAUUAGCACAUCUUGAACUGCUCAAAGUUCACUCAUUGGGAAGCAUAAGUGACGGGGAGAAGUUAAGAAUCACCAAUCACCUGCUCAUGCUUCCAAGAGCAUCUCCCAAGUGCAAGGUGGAGAUCUCUUUUCGUUGAUACUACCAACUCAAACAUGAAGGCUGAUCUCUGAUUCUACUACUUCAACAAGUCAUUAAUUAUCGGUUCACUUUUAACACUAGUUACUCUUUUGUUUUCUGUUAUUGGACAUCUUUUAGUCUGAUCUUGGCUAUAUUCUAGGCAUUAAUUGUUUGCAACGAAAGUCUCUCUGAUGGUUUUGUUUUUAACUGA